Protopterus annectens (West African lungfish) is the source of this 5932-nucleotide messenger RNA. It is a transcript of the gene EFCAB8, whose product is annotated as EF-hand calcium binding domain 8. The coding region runs from base 2 to 5932 and encodes 1976 amino acids. Gene Ontology annotation, molecular function: calcium ion binding; protein binding. The record is from RefSeq and is a predicted model, not a curated record. NCBI's taxonomy places the organism in Eukaryota, Metazoa, Chordata, Ceratodontiformes, Protopteridae. The transcript is spliced from 35 exons.
UAUGGAUUCAAAUCCAAAAGAAGAAUUUCGACCUCCACAGAAGAACAACAUAGGAGAGCCUGGUAAUAAAAGGCCAAGUAUUGUAUCUGACAAGCAAGUAAAGUUGGUAGCAGAUGUACAGGCAAAGAGAAUGGAAGAUCAAAUUAACGAUGAACAUUUAAGGAGGAUUGAACAUAUGUUCCAUGAAGCUGAUACUGAUGGUGGUGGAGCUUUGGAUAUGGGCGAAUUUCGAGAAGCUAUGAAAAAAAUCAUGGGUGACAUGGAUGAUGAAGAACUUGAUAUAAUAUUCAUGAAAAUUGAUACAAACUGUGAUGGUACAGUAGACUGGGAUGAAUAUCUGAACUAUAUGCUGCUGGAGUACAGAGAAAGAGACUACAUGCAGAAACAGUCAACUUUGAUAUUUCCUAAACCAAUGAAACUUAUUCCAGUGAUUCAGCAUGAAAUAAUUGUGAAAGUUGUAUUCUAUCCAGCCAAAAAUCUUACAGUUGAAAAAAGAAAUUUGAAGGGCAGCAAAAGUGAAUCUAAAACAUUGUCAUUGACAGGAAGGAUCCUGUCUGUAAGCAAGGAUGGAAUUCUGCUUUAUUGGAGUGAAAAUUUCAAAUUGCUUCGAAGCACCCGUAUUGAGCGGAGCAGGAAACAAAGCUUGCACAACAUGUGGGUCACAGAUAUGGUGUGUCUUUAUAACCUCCACCUUCUGGCUGUAUCUUCAACUGAUAGGGAUGUUGAAUUCUUUGACGUCAGUGCUAACAAGUGUGACAGAUCAUUUUCUCUCUGUGGGCUGAAGAAUUGUAUUUUAGCAAUGGACUAUUGGUCCGAUGGAGAAAAGGCAGUAUUUUGUAUGGGUGAUACCGGAGGCAACAUAAUUGUCUUUAUUUCAUUUGAUGUGAUUGAGAAUGGUCUGUUCAACAUGUGUGCCUUUGCUUUAAAAUCAGGUGACAUGACGGAGGUGAUGUGCUUCUCCUUCAUUAUGGAUAAAGGUAAGGAGUUCAGAAAAUGUGUGGCAUGUGGCCACAAAUUGCUGUCUCAGGAUGAGUAUGAUUGGUGCAUUUGUUGCCUUGGCACGUCACACUUGAAUGCUUGGUGCUCUUCUUUUGCUGGCUUUAGUACCAGAGCUGUGAAUGAGUACCAGGGCAAGUUGGUGUUAAAAGGCUUUUUGCAUUUGGGAGAUUUUGAAGCUUCCACUUCUACUCUUUUGAAGAAGCCUGACAAGGGAGGUGUUUUGAACGGUAAGGACUUGAAUUCUGCUUACUUGACUGAUAGAGUUGAUGAAGUAUUAUGUGUUGAUUGUAUAGAGUCUGACAAUGAACCCUUUAAUGGGAAGGAAACUGUUCCUGCCUCCAAGUCUGACAAUGUCACUGGUUCAGCAUCGUACUCUGAUAAUAAUCUACCUCAUGAGACAAUUUCCAUUGGAAUAAAGAUGGUGCCAUUGUGCUUAAUGGAUACCACCAAAUAUCUUGAAAGUAUGUUUCUAAUGCUGAAUGAUACUGAUACUUUUACUGAAUGCCAUAAAAGUGACGUUGUUAAGGUUAUUCAGAAUGUACAUGAUCGUAUUCAUGAACUGUUAAUGGAAGGUGUAAAAAGCUGGUGGAUCGUGGUCUGUCCUGGGGACCUUGUUUUGCAUUUUGGUUUGGCUGUUGAACCCCUUGGACAUUUUUUGGUAUCGAGUCGUUUGUGUUUGGCCAUGGAUUCCAUCAACGACCUAUCUGCAAACUUCUCUCCAGGGUGGAGGGAUGAAUUGGAUAAAGUUCAUUCGGAACUAGCAAUACUAAAGGGUGAAAUCACCCGUUUACUCGAACUAAUGACACCGCCAACUGGUUCAGUUAAGAAUACGCCCAUUCGGGUUGGGCAGGAGAUGAUUACACCAUCACGUUCGACAUCACCACACUCACUGACUGGUAAUGCUAGUAUGGAUGAUAUACCUAACGGUCAAAGACCGACUGCUUCUUCCAAUUCGGUCUUGGCUGAAUCUACAGGGAGAAUGGGUAACAAUGGAGGCUUUUUUAACUUUUCGAAUGAAUCGGCUAACCAUCCGGAUGACGUAUAUUUAAUCUCGGGAGCGAAACCCAAGCGUUUGCCACCUACAAGAACAUACUCCGUUUUGGAGGUGCAACAGAGUGGUUUAUAUAAAAACACGCAAGGUACUGUAACUAAGACUAUGUGCAAUUCCCGAGAAGGGAACAAUGACAAUUUUAAAGUUAAUUUUGACAAAUUUUUACGUUUACCCUUUGAAUUUGGUUCUGAGGGUAAAGUUCAGGAUGGACAUAAUAAUUAUGCAAUGUCCAACUCUACUUUGAAAGAAAAGAUUUUUACUUUUGGUAAUAAGCUCACUAGAAUUAAGAAUUUGCAGGUAGAUAAUAUGUAUUUACGGAAAUGUUUAGAAUGCAAUAUUGUUCCUAUGGGGCUCAGGUUUUUCAAGCAACCCAUUGGGGUUGACUUGAAUGCCGAAAACAUUAGUAAAUGUAAUCAGAUGUUUGACAACUUUGGGAAGCAAUUCAUGGAGUUUAUUUUAGGCUGUAAUGAUCACAAGCUUGGUGGUAUGUUGAAAGAGGCAGAAGAUAUCAGUCAAUCUAUUACCAAUGACUUGGUGUUUCCACAAUGGGAAAAACUUUUUGUUAAGCAAUUUGAAUAUGCUGAGAACAGUGGUAAAAAGAGCUUUUACAGGAAAUCAAAAAAAUUUCAUAGAGAUUUAAAACAAUAUGAAAAGGGCAAUGUGUAUAGAUGGUCUAAGAGCAAUAUGGAGAAACACAAUGUCAAUAGUAUGUAUGUAGAGGGUGAAGGUUUUAACAAUUUUACUGAUGGUAAAGAUUUUUUAUCACCAGGGGGAGGGGGUACAACAGAUGGCAGGAAACAGGUUUUCCAGGAUGAUUGGUGCAACCAAAUAAAGUAUUUUCCGGAGCUGAAUGGCGUUGCUUGCUGUUCAUUAUCUGAAAAUAAAUCUAUGGUGCUUACUAUAAUCCCCCAUUCUCAGAAAUCCUCCAUACAUAUAUCAGUAUUUAGUGUGAGAAGAGGAAUUCUGUGUUUUGACUAUUCACCAGAAUGGAAUGCCCUGGUAACAGGUGGAUUUGACAGAAUGGUUCGAGUUUGGAAUCCUUAUGUUACAACCAGUGCCACAGCACAUUUGAGGGGCCACAGUGCAGCAGUUACUCAUGUUAUGGUAAAUGGAGGCAUUAACAAGAUAAUCAGCAUAUCCAAAGACAAAAACAUCCGUAUUUGGGAUCUACAUGAACACAUGUGUCUCCAGUCCAUCCAUAGUAGAAAUGUUCCUUUGGGUAAAUUUCCUAUUUCAGGGGUUUACUACAACAAGUUAUCUAACAUAUUGGUGUGUGCCACCAGUCUUAUAGGAGUUCUCUAUGGAACUGUGGAAAAUGCAUCAUUUGUCCAUCAAAAAUCUUCAUCCCAUGAACAGCCACUUUGCACUGCCCUUUACAACAGGAAUUUUAAACAGGUGGUCAGUGGAUGCCAUAAUGGUGUUGUAGCUGUCUGGGACAUCCUGACUGGUGAAAAAGUGAUGCAGUUUUUAGCAGUUCGGGAAAAAGGAUUAGAAAUUACAGCUAUGUGUUUUGAUGGUCCAGAAAGACGUCUCAUAACAGGAGCUAAAGAUGGUGCAGUUAAGCUCUGGAAUUUCAACAAUGGAGCCUGCCUGAUGGAAAUGCCUAAAUUGGAAACAACAGAAAUUACUGGCAUAGCUUAUAUUAAUCAACGGAUUUAUAUCUCUGGCUGGAGUAAAAGAGUUACGUGGUACCUAGAUGCUUCAGAAACUGAUGAAGUGGAACACAAGCGAUGGAAAUGCUACCAUUCUGAGGAUAUUCUUUCUAUGGCUUCUUACAGUGGCAAACUUCUAGCCACUGCAUCGUAUAGUGGGGAUGUUGUCAUCUGGAACAUUGACUCUGGCCAGGCUAUAAUGAGGUUAAAUGCAUGUGAAAGUCCUCUGCCCUUGCUGCCUAUUAGGGUUUUUGAUGAAAAGGUAGUAAAAAAUAGCACAGAAAAAGAAGAAAUGGAUAAUGAGAUGACAGCUAAGGAGAAUUAUGCUGGAGAAAACCUGGUGGAGAAGGAAUCAUGGGCAGUUGCAAAACUUAAGCCAUUUACUGAAAAUUCUUCAUCUACAGAAAAGUGUUUGGCAUACUCCAUCAAGUGUAGGGAUGUAGCAUCAGCACCACCUGUCCUAAGAAGAGCUGAUGGAGAUAAAAGAAGAAAAGGUCAAACUAAGCAGAUUAAUUUAAACUUGCAAGAUAAACUAAAAAUAAACAAAAUGAAGUGUAAACAACGUGACUUAAACAGUGAAUUGGAAAUACCAGCACUAGCUAUGGAAAAGGUAAAAAUAAUCAAAAAUAUCAGGUGUGUUUAUCCCAAAAUAUGCCUUAAUCUCAAGAAUGGCUUGAUUGACACAAACUCAUUUAACCCUGGAUAUGUUAGAGUAAUCUGUGAUAUUGAUGGACAUAUUUACACAGAAUUACAUAAGAAGCCUUGUCACUGCAAUCACCUUUUGUAUAAAGAUAGUAUGCAUCCACCCCACGUCUUUAGAAGUGUUAUCAGGAGUCAGUCUUUUGGGCCUUCUAGACUGAGUGUGAAAGAAUCUGACUUUAAUAUACAGACUGGGCUACUGAAAGAUGCACUAGUAUCAAGGGGAUAUAAACAUCAUGAGAUUAAUGAAAACACUGAACAAGUAGCUAAGCUAAGAGAUACUAGACCUAAGCCAUAUUUUGGAGAGAAGUAUGAGAAGAAAACUGAAAAAGAAGCAGGUAGAAACAGUAGACUGAAAGUUAUUUUCUUGCGUACCCGUGAGCGAAGCCCUACUACAGCUAUUCUACUGACCAGCAGUGCUGAUGGUUUUGUGUUUGCUUGGGCAGUCCAUACCAAAGGUGGAUUGCUUGGAAAGUUUAGAGCAGCACAGGACAAUACAACAGUUACAUCUGUCAGUGCCAUGUCUGUUGAUAUGAAAGAGCAAAUCCUUCUAACUGGAGAUUCUAAAGGAUAUGUUAAGGUCAAAGAACGACCUAGAAGUACAGUUCAUAUGAAAGGGACACUUAAGGACAUGAUUUAUUCACUUGGAAAGAAGCUGAAUAUGAUUAAUGGUAUUAAAAUGGACAAUGGUUAUUUGCAUGAAUGUAUAACUUUGAAAAUAUGGGACAUUGAGAAUUACUGCAGGCAAAUAUCUCUACAUAAUAAUGCUUCUAAUGAGGCAAGCAAAGAGAUUCAGCAGAAAAAAGUUUUGAGGCUUGCUGAUCUGAUCCCAGAAUACUGUCGACCUCCUAAACACGAAAAAAGAAUUUUGCAGCCAAACAAAGAGAUUCAAGAUGGCUGGACAGCCACUUUAGUUCCUCCAGAGCUGCUGUGUUCGUGGAGGGGACACCUCAGGGCCAUAGUCCAGGUUGAGUAUGUUGAUAGGUUUAAGCUGAUAGUCACUGCCAGCUAUGACUGCAACAUCCGGUUAUGGACUCUGUCCGGAUCAUACAUAGGCACAUUUGGAGAGUCUGUAUGGCAGAUUGGUGAAGAUCUUUCAGUACCUAAAGAGCUGCCAUCUGAUAUCAAGAAAGUUGGCUCUAAUCAGACGUUAAAAGUACUGAACAAAGGUGCAUAUCCACAUUGGGAAUGUGCUCGCAAUAUUCUUUCUUCUUUGACCCAUCAGAAAAGACAGCAUGCCUUGUUAAUGAACUUCAUGCAUGGCAAGUCAGGAAUGGACUCAGAUACUAGUUCAAAGCUUAAGGAACUGCUUCAGAAAGACUCACGUAUAGCAAAAUAUACUCCGGAACAAAUUGAUGCUACUUGGGAGAAGUGGAAAAUCAAGGGACAACAGAAAAGUGACAUUUUGGGCCAAUCAUAUAAACAGAAAAUUAGACAUCGUAUGUCAUCCUUAUUGCUACCAGGACUUAAACCUGCAAGUUUCAAAGAGCAACACUUUAAUGUGGUUAAAGUGGGUGGAGCUAAUUUUUAA